This is a messenger RNA of Branchiostoma floridae (Florida lancelet), 2637 nucleotides long. Its product is annotated as clumping factor A-like. The transcript is spliced from 8 exons. The coding region runs from base 232 to 1806 and encodes 524 amino acids. NCBI's taxonomy places the organism in Eukaryota, Metazoa, Chordata, Leptocardii, Amphioxiformes, Branchiostomatidae. The record is from RefSeq and is a predicted model, not a curated record.
UAGAUCCGGCCGGGCUGUAUUUCCGCCACGCUGGCAGAUUGAUUGUGGAAAGUCUGUCCGUCAGACGUUUUCUGGCACGGAGAAGUCUCAGGACUCACAGACAUUUCACAGUCGUACUUUGGGGACAAAGUCGUACCGUGUUAACAUCCUGAAAGAUUAUAACAGAUCGGUCCAUUCAAGUUCUACUCUGGUGGUAUUCAGAAGGUCCUCUUACAACCGGGCUCCAAGAAAAUGUGGUGGAAAAGUGUUCUGUUCAUUUCCACCAUGGCUGUGGCUAUGAGAGGGGCAGACGGAGGAUAUUUCGGAUGUAUCGAGAGCCCAUCGUUCCCCGGUGAUGGGUUCGAUAACGACUGUGACCUGCUAGUUGACGAAGAAAUCCAGAACGGCAUCGAUGAUGACGGAGACGGCCUGAUAGACGAGGACCUGAGGUUCUGCGUCGCCCCGCAGAACGUCCCCGGAGACCAGGCCGACAACGACUGCGACGGUCUCAUCGACGAGGAGGUGGAGAAUGGUAUAGACGACGACGGAGACGGACUGAUCGACGAGGACCUGGCAAUUUGUGUCGAGUCGCCGAGCUUCCCCGGUGAUGGCGUGGAUAACGACUGUGACGGUCGGAUCGACGAGGAACUCGAUAACGGCAUCGAUGAUGACAGGGACGGCUUGAUUGACGAAGAUCUCCGCUUCUGCAUCGCUCCCCAAAACGUCGCUGGUGACCAAGCCGACAACGACUGUGACGGUCGGAUUGACGAGGAGAUAGAAGACGGCAGGGACAAUGACGGAGACGGCUUGAUCGAUGAAGAUCUGUUCUUGUGUAUCGAGUCCCCCGCCUUUGCAGGUGACGGGGUGGACAACGACUGUGACGGGCUGGUCGACGAAGAGUCUCAAAACGGCGUGGACGACGAUGGCGACGGCCGUAUUGACGAGGACACCAGCACGUGCUUCGGGGCAGCGCAGACUUACGGGGACGGAGUGGACAACGACUGCGAUGGCGUCGUGGACGAGGAGGUACAAAACGGGAUCGAUGAUGACGGCGACGGCUUGAUCGACGAGGACACGGCAAGUUGUUCCCUGUCCGAAACCCUUCCUGAUGACGGUAUCGACAACGACUGUGAUUACCGUAUAGACGAGGAACUUCCGAACGGACUGGACGACGACGGCGACGGUCGUAUUGACGAGGACAUAGUGAUAGGUCCUCCGGGAUGUGAAAUGGACUUGGUCUUCGUCCUGGACGGAUCCUCGAGUAUUGGAGCGGUCGUGUUUGACGAAGUGAAAGAAUUUGUCCUGGAAACCGUUAAUUAUCUGGAGAUAGAAGACCAUGACGUCAGUGUGGCAGUGAUGACGUACGGGGGUGGGGGCGGAAACUGUAUGCCUGAGAUGGACAUCACGCUGGGCGGGUACACCAACCAGACUGAGCUGGUAGAAUUCCUCACGGCUAACAUCAGCUAUACCGGCGGGCUCACACGGACUACAAAGGCACUGCACGCCAUGCAACACAGGAUUUCUUACAGAGAGAACAUGACGAAGAUAGGAGUGAUCUUCACCGACGGAAGGCCGCAGAGUUCGGUUACUGCCAGGAACAAUGUCGAAACGGAUGAGCUGCUGGCAGAGGAGGUGGAGGAGGCGAUGUACGCCGGCUUCGGGCUGUACUCCGUGGGGGCCUCCAGAGUCGACGCCUUCGUGAGUACUGACGGACUGGGCAUCCUCACCAACUCUACUGCUGACCGUGUUCUCACCAUCAGGGACUUCCCGCCAAAAUACCUGGCCUUCAGGAUCAGGCUCGACAACUGUGUUGAGGAAGAGGAGUGACGCCCCGGGUAGACGCAGGACAACACCAUGGCCACUGACGGGCCCGGACACCAAUGCUUCUAUCAGUUUUACGUCUGGAAGGUUUUGCGGCUAGUGUUUAAAGAAAACAGCUCUGAAUGGUUUACGUGGAGGAUGUCGUAACCGUACGUAUAAUUGCUAGACGCAUGUGUGUUCAAAGAAUUGCCCUGCGGAAAGAAAAAAAAAUAUCAUAUUUUCUACAUCCUCAUACUCUAUAUUUUCUUGCUACGAAUGCACAUAAUAAAACUCACCCACUGAAAUCACCCUAAUGUCCACUAAUAUGAAGACAAAAUGAUUGUUAAGCUUACCACUUUGCUUUUCAGGACGACAAUGAGAUAAAAAUAGUAUGUGCUGUUUGUGUAGUACAGCAGAAGUAGUAUAAUAUUUGCAUUAGCUUAUAUAUAGUACAGUUAAAGCACUAGACAGAGCAAAGUGGAAUGUGGUAAGGGAAGGUUCCUUAUGUACAACAGCAAUGUAGAAUAAUGAUGAAAACACAAUGAUGCUGAAUUAGUUACAUCUAACAGUAAACCAGUAUUGAAAUCCAGCACACGAACAAUAUGCUUCUACAAUACUUUAUCUCUUCAAAUACCCCUACUUCGUCUGUAACAGCAACUCAACUGUUUGGACUCCAUCGUACAGGACUUCUGUACCUAAAAACAACAUAAUGAUAAAAUUUGCAGUUGAUAAAACAAUCCUGUUACAUGUUUCGAGAGAUGUGUCAACAAUAUGCUGCUAUCGUAAAGAUAUGAUCUAAUACUUCCUAUGGACUGAUAUUUUCCGUUCUGUCCUAUCAAUAAAAAAAUCUGAAAAAUC